Messenger RNA from Musca vetustissima, 2849 nucleotides. It is a transcript of the gene Cand1, whose product is annotated as cullin-associated NEDD8-dissociated protein 1. The transcript has 5 exons. The record is from RefSeq and is a predicted model, not a curated record. Bases 90 to 2849 code for a protein of 919 amino acids. NCBI's taxonomy places the organism in Eukaryota, Metazoa, Arthropoda, Insecta, Diptera, Muscidae. Gene Ontology annotation, biological process: protein ubiquitination; SCF complex assembly. Gene Ontology annotation, cellular component: nucleus.
GCUUUCAGAUUUUGCAAUUAUGUCUUAAAUAUUUAACUUAUGACCCUAACUACAACUACGAAGCUGAUGACGUUGAGUGUAAUAUUGCUAUGGAUACGGAGGAAGACGAUUAUGAUGACAGCGAGGAAUAUAGCGAUGAUGAUGACAUGAGUUGGAAAGUACGUAGGGCCGCUGCUAAGUGUUUGGAAUCUAUAAUUACCACUAGACAUGAUAUGUUGGAUGACUUUUAUCGUGAUUUGAGUCCAUCAUUAAUUUCACGAUUUAAGGAACGUGAGGAAAAUGUCAAAUCAGAUAUUUUUCACGCUUACAUUGCUUUACUUAAGAAUACGCGUUCAAUCGAGAUUUCUCAAGACCCAGAUUCCAUGGAGCAGAUACCAUCGCAUGUAUCAAAUUUAAUGGAACAAAUUCCAUCUAUUAUAAAAGCGAUAUAUCCCUUGAUGAAAGAAAAGUCUAUGAAAACGCGGCAAGAUUGCUUCCUCCUCCUGCGCGAGCUUUUAAAUGCAGUACCUGGUGCGUUGGGGCCACAUCUAAACAGCAUUGUUCCAGGGAUACAUUUUUCGUUAAGUGAUAAAAACUCUACAAGCAAUAUGAAAAUUGAAGCUCUCUCCUUUAUGUCAUCUUUGCUACAGGCACAUCAGCCAUAUGUAUUCGCACCGUAUAUUCCAGUUAUGGUCCCCUUAGUAAUAACUGCAGUGUUUGAUCCCUUUUACAAAAUUGCUACUGAAGGAUUAAUUGUCCUUCAGCAGUUGGUGCAAGUCAUUCGCCCUCUUGAUAAUGGUGCUAUUUCAAGUAAUAUGUUUGAUAUAACAACAGUCGCAAACCAAGUGUAUUCAGCCACACUCCAGAAAUUAAAAACUACCGACGCCGAUCAAGAGGUAAAAGAAAGAGCGAUUGCUUGCAUGGGACAGAUAAUUGCUAAUAUGGGCGAUAUUUUACAACCGCAACUAGAUACUUGUUUGCCAAUAUUUUUAGAACGCCUGAAGAAUGAGAUUACCCGUCUAAGUUGUGUGAAAUCAUUGACUCUGAUUGCUGGGUCUCCACUACGCAUCGACUUAACGCCUAUAUUGAACGAAGUAAUGCCAGCACUUGGAACGUUUUUACGUAAAAACCAGCGCGCUUUAAAACUACAUUCAUUGGAUUUACUAAAUAAGCUUGCUGAUAAUUAUCCAUUGGAUAUAUUUGGACCACCAUUGUUGCAAACAGCUAUUUCUGAAAUUCAACCACUUAUAUCAGAUUCGGACUUACACGUUGCACAAUACUCAUUGAUAUUAUUAACAACUACAGCCCGAAAACAUCCAAAAGCUUUGGUCGGUAUACAUGAUCUGUUUUUGCCGGCUGUUCUUCAGCUGCUGCGUUCUCCACUGUUACAGGGUUCAGCACUUAUAUGUACUCAUGAUUUAUUCCAAUCUCUGGUACAAACAAAUCUUCCAGGACUUGAUUAUCAUUCAUUACUUAAAAAAUUAAUGGAACCUGUUAUUGCUCCUUCAUCUGCGGCUUCGGAUCAACUUCAUAAACAGGCCUAUCAUUCCCUUGCCAAGUGUGUUGCCGCGCUUACACAGCAGUGCCCCAACGAAGCUAUACCUCUGGCAACGCAAUUACUACAAGAUUUACAAAAGCCAAGUUUAAUUCCCGACUCUCAACUUGUAUUUAGUUUAUUAGCCAUUGGUGAAAUAGGAAGGCACUUUUCAUUAAGCACAAUUCCAGCACUGCCUCAAACGAUAAUAGAGUGUUUUAGCGCCGGUUCUGAAGAUGUUAAGGCUGCUGCAAGUCAUGCUCUGGGAGCUAUUGCCGUAGGUAGCUUAGAUACAUUUUUGCCGUUAAUUCUGAACGAAAUCGAAGCACAACCAAGGCGACAAUAUUUGCUUCUCCACUCAUUGAAGGAAGUAAUAUCUUCUCUCUCUGUUACACCGAAUGGAUUAUCACAAUUACUUCCAUCGGUACCAUCUAUCUGGGAACAGUUGUUUAAGCAUUGCGAAUGUCCAGAAGAAGGAUCACGUAAUGUAGUUGCCGAGUGCCUAGGCAAAUUAGUUCUUGUUAAUCCUGAAGAACUUUUGCCCAGGUUACAAGAAGCUCUAAAAUCAGAGAGUCCAUUAAUGAGAACCGUUGUAGUUUCAGCAGUUAAGUUCACAAUUUCUGAUCAACCACAACAAAUCGAUUUGCUUUUGAAGCAAAAUAUAGGAAAAUUCCUUUUCUUACUUAGAGAUCCGGAACCUUCAGUUCGUCGUGUAGCGUUAGUAGCUUUUAAUUCUGCAGUUCACAAUAAACCAAGCCUUGUACGAGAUCUAUUGCCAACCCUAUUACCAUGGCUAUAUUCGGAGACUAAAGUUAAAAAUGAACUAAUACGCGAAGUUGAAAUGGGACCAUUUAAACAUACGGUGGAUGAUGGCUUAGACAUUCGUAAAGCAGCCUUUGAAUGUAUGUAUACUCUUCUGGAGCAGGGCUUGGAACGAGUAGAUGUUAUGCAGUUUUUAGAUCAUGUCCAAGCUGGUCUUUGUGAUCAUUAUGACAUAAAAAUGUUAACGUAUUUAAUGACCGCUAGGUUAGCUGUUGUGUGCCCUGAUGCUGUUAUUUUACGACUAGAUCAAUUUAUACAACAAUUACGGGAUACAUGCACACACAAGGUGAAGGCUAAUUCCGUGAAACAGGAAUAUGAAAAACAAGAUGAGCUAAAACGUUCUGCUCUACGUGCUGUGUGGGCGCUGUCAAAAAUACCAAAAGCAGAAAAAAAUCAGCAACUGACAGAUUUUCUUAAAUCAAUAAAAGAGUCUCCAGAGCUGAGUAAAAUAUACGAAUACGUUCAGAAGGACUCUCUUUCCAAUAACAUGGAUUUCUCAAUGGAUGAAAGCUAA